CAGAAAAGCCACUGUCGAUCAUUCGUGAGCGAAUUACGAAGUUGUACUUCUUCAUAUGGACAUAUUAAAACGCAUGUCACGUUGAUCUGCACUAUAUAGCUACAUCCGAGGCGACAGACACUCACCUCCCAAACUCUCUUCUCCUUCUUCUCCCUCCCACACAUUCUCUUAUGCUGCCUAUCAUACCCAAGACUGCUGGUGGUCCCGUCGCAUUACGGCUCGAGGAAUGCGCCGCCAGAGUCGAAGUUAAGAAAUGGCAUCCACAUCCCGCCGUCAUGCAAAGCCUCACAGUCGAAGCAACACAUCUGCGGCUAGGCAAGAUAGGAAAGCUGGCCGCUUUGAAGAUCACUCGAGGCCCCAUCAUCGAGGAGGGCCUUUUCCUAGAGAUCUUCGACGAGGAGCAAGACGAGCUCGCCGCAUUCUCCCAGACGCUCUUCAACAAGUAUGGAGAGAUUAGGCCUUGGCUCGUCGAGGACGAAAAGCUCAAGAGUACGGGAUGCUGGGGUCGAGAGCUAAAUGAUGGGACCAUCUUUUACAUCUUCCAUGUCCUUAUUUAUGAUCCAGCGCUCAGAGGGCAGGGACUUGGCUCAUGGAUCCUCCAGCGGCUCCUUUCUUCGUCGCUGGUGGGGGAGAAGGAUACGGUCAUCAGCUGGCCUACGCCCAUGCCAAGCCGCGAUGCCGCGUCGAAGGAGCAAUGGACGGAUGGAAUAGACCGGGCAGUGUUCUUCAUGCGUAAGAACGGCUUUCGAAGGAUCGGCUUGACACAGUUCCUCGCGUACUCGCCCAAACCAAAGCACCUGUCCCGCGCCAUCCCUGCAUCAAAGGAUGCUCCAUUGAUGCUGCGCCACUCGGGUGCUUUUCCUAUUUCGGACCUCGCAAACAGGAUGCCUAUGAGAUGGCCCAAUGCCAAAUUACUCUCAUCAAGCGAAGAGUUCCCGCUGCAUGACAGGAUUCUCCGACUCAAAUUAGACAAGAUAGUGAAGUAUAUUCGAGAGGCAUUUGGCAGGGAUGCUCUUGCCAUCCGGCAAAAGGACAAGGAUGGCUUCACGCCUCUCCACAUGGCCGCUGCUGCUAUUAACAUCGCGGCAGUGAAGACUCUUCUUGAACUGGGCGCCCAGGAGAACGUUUUCGACAAAGACAACAGCGACUGGAAGACACCCCUCAUGCGAUGGACAGGUUAUGCUGAGGAUGGGCUGCUGGUGGAGGCAACACUGAGAAGGGCCAUGGGCGAAGAUAUAGGUGCCGACAUGCAAUUCGUGCAGGCGAAGAAGUGGGGUUGUACAUGCGGCCACUGUGUAGGUGGAUGGUUGUCGCCUCUGUUGAUCCAUCGUCUCGUAAAGAGGGCCGAAGAACUGUACGACAUGCUACCGGAAAUGACUGACUCCUAUUUCCCUGUGCCUAGAAGACCGAUCGACAGGGCCGACAUCGAAUGGGACCUGGCCCUUCCUUAUGUCCCACCCCACCUACACGAAGUCAUUUUCAAAACGUUCCACAGCGGAUAUCGCUUCGUAUUCGGUGCAAUCGCCCAGGUUCUCCGUGAACUGGGGGCCACGAACCCGUCUCCUCAACGAAUGGCCGCUACGCAAAUAAGAGAACGAGUGCUCUUCAAGCUUUCAGGGCAAAGUCCAUGGGUGUACGAUGACAUCUUCUCAUUCCUCAACACAAACGCCGUGAAUUUCUACUUUGCGAAGGGAGGAAAGGUGGAAUACGCGCCCUACUGCGUGGUAGACACCGUGGGGAUGGACUACGAGUGGUGUGCGAUCGACCCUAAGGCUGCGAAGGAGCUCGAGGCAGAAUACGGGCAGUUUCCAACCUGGGGACCAUACAUCGGACCUGACAUGUCCUAUGAUCCAUAUGAAGGUAUGGAAUCGGACUCAGAGGAUGAUGAUGGUGACAGCGAGCUGGAAGGGUAUGGAGAAAGCGAUAGUGACGAAGGUGAGGAGGACAUGGAUACCGAAGAGUACGACGAGGAUGACGAAGAAGACAUGGAGGAAGCCGAAGAGUCUGAGAACGGCCGCUUUCUGGAGGUCCUCGACGAAGAUGACGAGCUUGCCGCAGUUUCCCAGACGCUCUUUGACAAAUAUGGUGAAGCGAGGCCGUGGCUCGUCGACGACGACAAGCUCAAGGGGACAGAGCGCUAG
Messenger RNA from Laetiporus sulphureus 93-53, 2141 nucleotides. RefSeq lists its product as uncharacterized. The record is from RefSeq and is a predicted model, not a curated record. The transcript has 7 exons. NCBI's taxonomy places the organism in Eukaryota, Fungi, Basidiomycota, Agaricomycetes, Polyporales, Laetiporaceae. Gene Ontology annotation, molecular function: acyltransferase activity, transferring groups other than amino-acyl groups; protein binding. The coding region runs from base 171 to 2141 and encodes 656 amino acids.